AUGAUUCCCAAGAAUUACCAGCAUCUUCUGGUCUUGGCAUUUGCAGUACAAGAGGUCAAUGAGAGCACUCACAUACUGCCCAAUCAAACUUUGGGCUUCCACAUCUAUGACAGCUAUGACAAUGCAAGGAGAACCUGUCAGGCCACCCUGCGACUUUUGUCAGUACAGGAGAGAUUGGUCCCCAACUAUGCAUGUGGCAUCUGCUAUAAUCUAAUAGCAGUCAUUGGGUCACUGGAUUCCGAAGUCUCUCUCAAUAUGGCCAAUACCUUGGAUAUCUACAAGAUUCCACAGAUGGUUCCUCAUGAAACUCUGCAGUAUGAAGGGAUUCUCUCUUUAUUGCUGCAUUUCAGCUGGACAUGGAUAGGACUUCUUUGUAUGGAUAAUGACAAGGGAGAAAGGUUCUUGCAAACUGUAUUUCCAAUGUUUUCCAAAAGAGGUGUCUGUGUUGCCUUCAUAGAAAAACUACCCCCACACACCAACAUCAAUAACAUUAAUACCGUUUUAGAAAAGGGGGCAGAUAUGCAUGAUAAACUCGUGGACAGCAAAGCCAAUGUAGUUGUUCUACAGGGAGAAUCAUAUUCCUUUGCACUGUUGAAAUGGCUACCAUAUAUAUCAGAAGUGGUGAAAAGGACAAGCAAAUUAAAAGACAAAGUGUGGAUAGCCUCAGCCAACAUGGAGAUCAAUGCAUUUGUCUAUCAAAGGAACUGGGAGACAGAAAUAUUCCAUGGUACUCUUUCCCUCAGCAUUCACUCUAAUGAUCUUCCAGGAUUCCAAUCAUUCGAGAAGAGAAGAAAUCCAAACAGAACAAAGGGAGAUGAUUUCCUUAGGAUCUUUUGGGAACAAGCUUUUGGCUGCCUUUUUCCAACUUCAGUGGACAAUGAUGUGGAAGAAGUGAUUUGCACUGGGAAGGAAAGGCUGGAGAGCCUUCCUGGAUCUUUCUUUGAGUUGAGCAUGACUGGUCACAGCUACAGCAUCUACAAUGCGGUCUAUGCUGUGGCCCACGCUAUGCAUGCCAUGUCCUCAUCUGAAGUCAAACACAGGGCAGUGCUGAAGAAUAAAAAUCAGAAAAUCUGGAGUGAAGCACCAUGGAGGCUGCACCAGUUUCUCAGAGGUGUCGCCUUUAAUAACAGUGCUGGGAGCAGGGUUUCUUUCAAUGAGAAAGGGGAGCUCGUGACUGGAUUUGAUGUUAUUAACUGGAAGUUUUUUGCCAAUGAAUCUUUUCUCCGUGUGAAAGUUGGAAGGAUCGAUCCUUGGGCUUCUUUAGGCCCAAAACUCACCAUUCAUGAGGAGACCAUAACAUGGCACCACUGGUUUAAUCAGGCACAACCUCUUUCUGUAUGCACCUGGAGUUGCCGUCCGGCCUCUAGCAAGAAAGUGAAGGUGGGGGAGCCAUAUUGCUGCUACGAUUGCAUCCCAUGUCCAGCUGGGAAGAUCUCCACCCAGGAGGACAUGAAUGAUUGCAAUCCAUGCUCAGAUACAGAGUAUCCAAGCAAGAAUUGGGAUUUCUGUCUUCCAAAGAACACAACCUUUUUGUCCUAUGAUGAAGCUUUGGGGCUCACAUUAGUCUUCCUUGCUCUUGUCUUUGCUUUCAUCACAGCUCUUGUGCUGGCCGUGUUCGUGAAGAACCACAGGACUCCCAUAGUCAAAGCCAACAACCAGAAGCUCACUUACACACUGCUCAUCUCCCUCCUGCUCUGCUUCCUUUGUGCAUUGCUCUUCAUUGGGGAGCCUCAGGCAGUGACCUGCCUCCUCCGACAAACUGCCUUUGCCAUCAUCUUCUCAGUGGCUGUUUCCUCUGUGCUAGCAAAAACCCUCUUGGUGGUUCUGGCUUUCAUGACUACUCAGCCAGGAUCCAAGAUGAGGAAGUGGUUGGGAAAGGAGACAGCCAGUGUCAUUGUUCUUUCCUGCUCCCUCAUCCAAGCAGGCAUCUGCAGUGUGUGGCUAGGAACUUCACCUCCUUUCCCAGAUGCCGACAUGUUCUCCAUGGCUGAAGAAAUAGUACUGGAAUGCAAUGAGGGCUCAGUGGUGAUGUUUUACUGUACAUUGGGCUACAUGGGCCUUCUUGCAACCAUCAGUUUCACGGUGGCCUUCCUGUCCAGGAAGCUGCCUGGCAGUUUCAAUGAAGCCAAGUUCAUCACCUUCAGCAUGCUGGUCUUUUGCAGUGUUUGGCUGUCCUUUGUUCCUUCUUACCUCAGCACCAAGGGGAAAUCCAUGGUGGCUGUGGAGAUCUUCUCCAUCUUAGCUUCUAGCACAGGAUUGCUGUGUUGCAUCUUUAUCCCCAAGUGUUACAUUAUUGUGCUGAGACCUGAGCUGAACAAGAGAGAACAGCUAGUUAGAAGAAAAUCUUGA
This is a messenger RNA of Varanus komodoensis (Komodo dragon), 2349 nucleotides long. Its product is annotated as vomeronasal type-2 receptor 26-like. Gene Ontology annotation, molecular function: G protein-coupled receptor activity. The record is from RefSeq and is a predicted model, not a curated record. Gene Ontology annotation, biological process: G protein-coupled receptor signaling pathway. NCBI's taxonomy places the organism in Eukaryota, Metazoa, Chordata, Lepidosauria, Squamata, Varanidae. The coding region runs from base 1 to 2349 and encodes 782 amino acids. Gene Ontology annotation, cellular component: membrane. The transcript has 5 exons.